Cavia porcellus (domestic guinea pig) is the source of this 1987-nucleotide messenger RNA. It is a transcript of the gene Hsf4, whose product is annotated as heat shock transcription factor 4. Gene Ontology annotation, molecular function: sequence-specific DNA binding; DNA-binding transcription factor activity. Lineage: Eukaryota; Metazoa; Chordata; Mammalia; Rodentia; Caviidae. Gene Ontology annotation, biological process: regulation of DNA-templated transcription. Bases 177 to 1832 code for a protein of 551 amino acids. The record is from RefSeq and is a predicted model, not a curated record. The transcript has 13 exons.
CUUCACUACACCCACGGCUGUCACCUUGUAAGACUUUCCAACUUCACAGUAGUUCACACACGAAGAUGUCCCCCAAACAAUGCAGAAGGAAAUAGACUGAAAAAGGGGGCUCGAACCCUGGUCUCCAUCCGCACCCUACACACUCCAUCCGCACAUUUCUGGUUCAGCCAGCCCGUAUGGUCUGCUGGUGCCUCGGACGCUGUCCGAGCCCCGCCCCACGGGUUCGCACGUGGCCCCCGCCUGACCCAGCGCCUGGGGGCGGAGUAGGGCGGGGCGGGCGGCAAACGCAGCACUUUCACGGCUUGGACAAGCCUGCAGCGGCCGGGCCGAAUGCUGAGCCCGGCCGAGACUGCGCCAUGCAGGAAGCGCCAGCCGCGCUGCCCACGGAGCCAGGCCCCAGCCCCGUACCUGCCUUCCUUGGCAAGCUAUGGGCGCUGGUGGGCGACCCAGGCACCGACCACCUGAUCCGCUGGAGCCCGAGCGGGACCAGCUUCCUCGUAAGCGAUCAGAGCCGCUUCGCCAAAGAAGUUCUGCCCCAGUAUUUCAAGCACAGCAACAUGGCAAGCUUUGUCCGUCAACUCAACAUGUAUGGUUUUCGGAAGGUGGUAAGCAUCGAGCAGGGUGGCCUUCUCAGGCCAGAGCGUGACCACGUCGAGUUCCAGCACCCGAGCUUCGUGCGCGGCCAAGAGCAGCUACUGGAGAGAGUGCGGCGCAAGGUGCCCGCGCUGCGCGGUGACGACGGUCGCUGGCGGCCGGAAGACCUGGGACGGCUGCUGGGCGAGGUGCAGGCUUUGCGGGGAGUGCAGGAGAGCACCGAGGCGCGGCUGCAGGAGCUCAGGCAGCAGAAUGAGAUCUUAUGGCGAGAGCUGGUGACACUGAGGCAGAGCCAUGGUCAGCAGCACCAGAUCAUCGGCAAGCUGAUCCAGUGCCUCUUUGGGCCACUUCAGGCAGGGGCCAGCAGUGCAGGAACAAAGAGAAAGCUGUCCCUGAUGCUGGAUGAAGGGAGCUUAUGUCCAACACCUGCCAAAUUCAACACCUGUCCCCUUCCUGGUGCCCUCCUGCAGGACCCUUUCUUUAUCCAGUCGCCCCUCCCCGAGACUUCCUUGGGCCUUAGCCCUCACAGGGCCAGGGGCCCCAUCAUCUCUGACAUCCCAGAAGACUCUCCAUCCCCCGAAGGGCCCAGAACUUCUCCUUCUGGUGGUAGCAGGAGGGAGAAGGGCCUGGCACUGCUCAAAGAAGAGCCGGCCAGUCCAGGGGGGGAUGGCGAGGCCGGGCUGGCCCUGGCCCCAAACGAGUGUGACUUCUGCGUGACAGACCCCCCACCGCUGCCUGUGGCUGUGGUGAAGGCCAUCCUGGAAGGGAAAGGGAGCUUCAGCCCUGAGGGCCCCAGGAGUGCCCAACAGCCUGAACCAAGGGGCCCCAGGGAGGUACCUGACAGGGGGCCUUUGGACCUGGAGCAGGGGAACCGAAGCCCAGAAAGUCAGCUACCUCCAAUGCUGCUUCGGCCUCCCCCUGAGGGGAUAGAGCCCGCAGUGUCCAUGGAUGCACUGGGCUCCAGCCUCCAAGGACGAGAGUGGUCCCUCUUGGACUUGGACAUGGCGCUGUCCCUGGUGCAGCCCUUGGUUCCAGAGAGGAGUGAGGCUGAGCUUGGGGUCAAAGGGCUGAAUUCUCCAAGUCCAGGAAAAGACCCCACACUUGGGACUCCACUCCUGUUGGAUGUCCAGGCAGAUUUGGGAGGCCCAGCCCUUGCUGUGCCAGGGGCUUUAGCCAUUUACAGCACCCCUGAGAGCUGGGCCUCCUACCUGGGCCCAGGGGCCAGUCCCUCCCCUUGAGACCCACACACCUCUGAAGCACUCUGCCUGAGGAACCCUUCUGUGACAGCAUACCCAUUUUGGCUUCCUGGUGCCCCCUGGGGGGGUGAGCGAAGCCCCCUCUUCUGGUAGCCUCUCUCCUUCACCCUAUACAUAAACUGCAUUUUUUUCCUGUU